This is a messenger RNA of Linum tenue, 2015 nucleotides long. NCBI's taxonomy places the organism in Eukaryota, Viridiplantae, Streptophyta, Magnoliopsida, Malpighiales, Linaceae. The record is from the annotation of a GenBank genome assembly.
AAAGAGAAAUAGAAGCCAGCUCGUUCCAUUCCAACCAAUCAAACGUAAGAAAGGAAGAGAAACCCAUCCAUCGUCUCUAGUCGCUCGCCGUUAACCCGAUCGGCGCGGUUUCGCCCUCUUUCUCUCCCCCAUUCGCCGUCUGUCACCGAAUCUGCAGUUCAGAAUUCAUUCCUGUCUGGUUGCUUGCUUGCCUGCGUCGUCACAGAUUACCAGAUAGAGCUGCUGCAGUCGUUUUCAAUCCCCCUUUUCUCUACACCAAUCCUUACCCGCGGUUCAGCUUUCUGUCUCGGCUUGCUGGUACUCUCCCGAGCUCCGUCCUGGGAUUUGCUGUAUGUAGUCCGAUUGUUUUAUUUUAUCGUCUUUGAUUGAUUGCUUAACUGCUCGUGCUUGUUUUGAACGGAUUAGGGUUUCGUUUGGAUGUCCUAAUGGUCGGGGAAGGAAUGGAGCUUAAUUUUUUGUGUGCUGUGGGUUGUUUCAAUUUGGAUUGCUUGCUUGACCGUGAUGUCUGUUGCCCGUUGAGCUGAGUGAGUCCUGUUAGGUAGAGCUUCGCAAUGGGAUUGUUGUGUUUCAAUGUGAGUAGAGAUUCGUGGCAUACUGGGCUUCUUUUUCUCGGUGGCUUGGUUUUAAUUUCACCAUCAGGCGUCUUUACUCUGAAUCAUAGCUAGUGGUCAUGUUUUGUGGGGCGUUGGUUUUUGAUUGUUGUACAAUAUGGGUCAGGUUUGGAACGUUUGGCUGAACCGAUGCUAGCGAGUAUAUUAGCAAAUGCUUAGUUACUUGAUCAGUUAGUUACUUGAUCAGUUAGACUCAUGGCAAAGAUGGCCUAAGAUUAGUAUUCUCAGCUGAAUCACUGCUCUGCAAAUUCAGUACGGAAUAUCCUAAUUCCUCGUUUCAUCACAUUGUUGAGGAUUAGCUAUCAUAUCUCCGUGAAAGAUGGGGAAAAACCAAGCUUACAAAGCCAUGCAGAGAGCAAGGGUGGGCUCAGGAUCUGGAGGACCUGAAGAGGUUGAAGAUGGCAUGUCGCAGGUGGAUGGUUCUUUUCAUACACCAGAGUGGCAUGCUGCUCGUUUGGCUAGCCUCAACACUUCUCAUACAAUCACCUGGGAGGAGUACAAGAAGAAGCAGAAGGAAGAGGAGUUGAGAAAAGGUGAGCUGGAAAAAGAUACAGAUAGAAUGAUGCGUGAGUACAGAGCCCAGCUGGAUGCCGAAAGAGCACGGAAGCUUGCACAGGGGAGGAACCAUUCGAGUAGCAAGUCUAAUCUCAAUAAGGACAAGAAGGAAAAAGAUUCAAAGAAACAGCGUGGCAAAAAGAGAAAGCAUUCCAGGCGUAGAUCUUCAGACUCCAGCUCAAUGAGCUCUUCCUCCUCCGACGCCUCAAGCAGCGAUGACGAGAGAGAGUCAAAGAGGUCGAAAUCGAGAAGCAGCAGCAGAAGAAGCAAGAAGGAGAAAAGACACAGGUCAUCAUCAAGAAGCAAGCGUCCAACUAGCGACGACGAAGGUGCAGAGGGUCCCGUUCCACUCUCUAGAUUCUUCGGCAAUGUGAAGAACUAGCCCUCAAGGUAAACAAUCGCUCUGCCUCACAAGGGAAGCCACACCCCACCAUAUCCAUGUCUGGGUGCCUUUCGAGUUCUUGCAGGCGGCAUGUUGAUCAUUUGCAGGUGCCAAUUGCCAUUCUUGCCCCGAUGCUGUCCUCCCAUAUAUCGCUACCUCACCUUUCCAUGACUGUUAUAUACAUUCUUAAGUUCCGUGAAGGGCGCUCCUAUAUCUGCUGAUGAGUACAGUUCUGCAGUUUCAUCCUUGUAAUAGCAUAUAUAUGUUUACUAAUGCAUGUGAGUCGAAGGAAUUACUGUUCUAGUAGCGGCCAGCGGUAACUAAUGCUUACUAGUGGUAUUCGUUUCUGUUUUGAAUUGGUGCGAGCUUCGUUUCAGUCGUUUCAGUCAUUUGCUCUUCAUUGUUUAUAAUAAACAGAUGAAACAAAAGCAUAACGUUUUGAUCUCUUGUUCUUUUCCAUCUUAAGC